GAAACUAUCACUAUUUGUCCAGCAGUCGAUCGAUCAACAUCAGGAACACAUAAAGAUGGUGUCGGCAAAAGUGGCGUGUAUAGUUUUAGCGUUGUUCGGGAGUGCCCUGGCUCAGCCUGCCAAAAAUGGAUUCUGGGAAGGAACGCCCAUGGACGGCAUGGUUGAAGAAAUGAGAUCUGGAUGUGUGGAAGGUUCAGACCCGACAGCUUGCAUCAAGUACAAAGUUAUGUCCCUAUUAGACAGCAUCUUCAAGAAAGAUACUUUCCAGAUCUCGGACGCUGUUGAAGUUACCAAAAACGGUGCUGGCAAUGACGUUACUGGACGAUCAAGCGGGGACUUCCUUGAUACGAUCGAGAGCUAUAUCCAAAGCCACGAUGUCACCUUCCAAAUGCCAAUUGCUGAUACCAAAAUCACUGUCAGCCCCAGAAAUAUUGAUAACGAUGAGCUGAGCCUGAACAUCAAGUUUAACAAGGAAGGAGCUCGCGCUGUUGGAGAGGCCCGCAAAGCUAAGCUCAAGAAGAUCAUUGUCCCCAUUCUGGUCUUCGUCCUCCUCAAGGCUAUGACACUCAUUCCUCUGGCUAUCGGAGUCCUCGGACUGAAGGCGUGGAACGCCCUGCAACUGUCAUUCUUCUCUUUCGUCGUGUCUGUUGCUCUGGCGAUCUUCCAACUAUGCAAGAAGUUUACCCAGAUUGCUGCUGACAACACACAUCCUCAAAUCGCUGCUCACGGUCCGUGGGACGCAGCUUAUGCCGCCACUCGCCGCAGAAGAGACGCUGUUCCCCAAGAAGAUGCUGAAGAACUCGCUUACAAUGCUUACCAAUAAACCCUUCAUGUAAUAGGAACUCGACAACCCUGAUACCUCGAUAAGGCUAGCCUAACCAUCUGACCAAGCGUAAAUAAACAGAACCAAACCAAAAAAGUUUAUGAAACCAUGAGUGUAAAUACUGUGUAAUAUUUAUUUAUUUUUGGGUGUGUGACUGUGACUGAAUGUGUGAUAGUAUUUAUUUUUAAUAAAUGAUUGAACUGA
Messenger RNA from Leptidea sinapis, 1027 nucleotides. RefSeq lists its product as uncharacterized. The transcript is spliced from 3 exons. The coding region runs from base 56 to 823 and encodes 255 amino acids. NCBI's taxonomy places the organism in Eukaryota, Metazoa, Arthropoda, Insecta, Lepidoptera, Pieridae. The record is from RefSeq and is a predicted model, not a curated record.